This is a messenger RNA of Peromyscus californicus insignis, 1495 nucleotides long. Its product is annotated as heat shock transcription factor, X-linked member 3-like. Gene Ontology annotation, biological process: regulation of DNA-templated transcription. The coding region runs from base 1 to 1386 and encodes 461 amino acids. The record is from RefSeq and is a predicted model, not a curated record. Lineage: Eukaryota; Metazoa; Chordata; Mammalia; Rodentia; Cricetidae. Gene Ontology annotation, molecular function: DNA-binding transcription factor activity; sequence-specific DNA binding. The transcript is spliced from 6 exons.
AUGGUUGGCGGGUUUGAAUGGCUGGGGUCAGACCCUUUAGCAGUCCAAGAGAGGGUAGUAGGAGGUGUAAAGGUUAGAGCCAGAGCAGAGCCUUUGGAAAUGCCUGCUGCUGAAGAGGAGGAGGAUCCAAAGGGACAGAUUUAUACUAAAGACAAGGUGGCUCCUUUGUGUCUCUCAUCUGAUGUGGAAGGUCAAGCCAUCCAAGAGAGCCUCGAACCUCAAGACCAAAGCCAAAAUACAGUCAACAAGGAAGAUAACACCGACCUCCUCAGUCCUCCCUUUGCCAGGAAGCUAUGGACCAUAGCACAGAACGAGGUCUUCCAGUCUGUGAACUGGAGUGAUGAUGGAGAAAGCAUCAUGAUUGAGGUAGACCUGUUUCAGAGAGAGGUCCUUCACCACAGGGGUGCUGUGGGAUGUUCUGUAUGGCAAAUGUGUUGCUCUGAUUGGUCAAUAAAUAAAACACUGAUUGGCCAGUAUCCAGGCAGGAAGGAUAGGCGGGACAAGGAGGAGAAUAAAGCUGGGAAGUGGAAGGCUGAGUCAGAGAGAUUCAUUUUGUUUCGGAUCUACCGCAACUUCAACUUUCAGAGAGACAAGCCGGAGCUCCUAGAGAAUAUUGGGAGGAAAAAAAUGCGAAACCGGCUCGGUCAGCUGGCCGAACUUCAGGCAAAACAAAUUCAGGUUCAUUACCAUUGCCUCGAUCUCCAUGAUUGUGGUCUCGAUGAACCAGAUAAAGACUCCAUAUCAGCACAGCUGUCGUCCUUUCGUGUCUCCCCCGUCCCUCUCAUUCUCUCCCACAGGUGGGUCGCCCCCGUUGAUACUCCGCUGGCCGGGGCAACAAGUGCUGCUGAGCAAGGGCCAAGUCCAAAGAAUGUGAAGCUUUUACACAAGACAGAAGAAGAGGAUGUGAAGUCCCAGCAGGGGGUUCCCAACAACCAGACACCUGCAGGCAACCUUUCCACUGUGGCAUCUAGUGCAUUAGAAAAGAGCAGCAUCCUUGUAAGUGCCCCAGACAACUGUCCACCUCAGGAGACAAGUGGCCCACAUGGAGAGGGCACAUCUGAUAAAGAUACAGUUUCUCCUUUGACUACUGUUAAAAUGGAAGGGGCUGGGCAUGUGCCCAGUAGUUCCUCGGGGUACCUCGGAUAUGGGAAUGUGAUGUCUGUAUACAACACUUGCCAUUCCAUCCUGAAAGCUGCCCUCUCAGCCAUAUCCCUAAGUGUGUCUGCUGAGGAGGAAGAGGAGCAGGAGCAGAAAGAGGAGGAAGAGGAAGAGGGGGAAGAAGAGGAGGGGAAGGAAGAGGAGGAGGCAUACUCAGAAAACACGUGUACAAUCUGUGUGCUGUUUAACAAAAAGAUGUUCAUAAACUCAUGGGCCACAAAAGACUGAGAAAAAAAAAUCACCAUUUUUCUGGAAAUGAACUAAUUUUACCAAAUAGAAACAAAUCUCGUGGUGGUAAAUAAACAUCCUAAAUGUGAGCCUGGAAUUUAUGUGCUAU